Molecule: messenger RNA, 183 nt
Organism: Cucumis melo (muskmelon)
Lineage: Eukaryota; Viridiplantae; Streptophyta; Magnoliopsida; Cucurbitales; Cucurbitaceae
Exons: 1
Coding region: 1-183 (60 amino acids)
Source: RefSeq, a predicted model, not a curated record
AUGGAAGAAACUAGUGUGUUUGGAAUGGGGAGUGUUUUGAUAAUGCUUGUGGUGGUUGGACUUGUUCUGUUUCUGCCGCUGUUGAUCGGAUCCCUUCAACCGCCGUCCGGCUUUCUUCUUCUCCUUUUUCCAGUCACUCUCGCCGCCGUGUUCUUCAUCCUCUCACGUGCGUCCUCCCAUUGA